CCCGCAGCGCUCCGCCCAUGGGGCAGCCGCGCAGGGCCCCCCCGGCGGGCCGGUCACGGUGACAGCCGCUGUGUUGCUCUCGGAUGGGGACAGCUUCCCCACAGCCCGCGAUGGGCCACCUGCAGCCUGCCCCCAGCACCCUGCCCUAGAGGGGGCCGAUCCUCCCGCGCCGGGGCGAUGAGGAGCUGCCUGCCAGCGUAGCAGCAAUCUCUUUGUGCUUUUUAAAAACUUUUGAUGCGCUGUACCCUGCGAGGUUUCAUGUGAAGCGCUUCCCACGGCCUCUCCCCUCAGCUGUCCUGCCGGCGGGGCAGAGGCCCGCCCGCCACCAUGGCGGCCAAGCAGCCCCCACCGCUGAUGAAGAAGCACAGCCAGACCGACCUGGUGAGCAGGCUGAAGACACGCAAGAUCCUAGGGGUCGGCGGCGAGGAUGAUGACGGCGAGGUCCAUCGCUCCAAGAUUAGCCAGGUCCUGGGAAAUGAAAUCAAGUUUGCUGUCCGGGAACCCUUGGGGCUCAGGGUCUGGCAGCUGGUUUCCGCCGUCAUGUUUUCCGGGGUGGCCAUCAUGGCCCUCGCUUUCCCUGACCAGCUCUACGACACCAUCUUCAACGAGGAAUCGGCGAGCAGCAAGAUUCCCAUCCGGCUCUAUGGAGGAGCCCUCCUCAGCAUCUCGCUCAUCAUGUGGAAUGCCCUGUACACAGCUGAAAAAGUCAUCAUCCGCUGGACCCUGCUGACGGAGGCGUGCUACUUUGCCGUGCAGUUCCUGGUUACCACGGUUUCCCUGGUUGAGAGUAGCCGGAUAGCCACGGGUGCUGUGCUCCUCCUGGUCAGCCGAGUCCUCUUCGUCCUCAUCAGCAUUUAUUAUUAUUACCAAGUUGGACGCCGUCCCAAGAAAGUCUAAUUCCUGGGCUUUUUGUCAUGGGAAGGGUGGGAGGGGGGGGGGUUAUGUCGGUAAUUUUGCAUUUAUAAUUAUAACUUUUUUUUUUGUUAGUCCCUUUUUGUUCUAAAAUGGUUUCCUUUUCCACUUACCAGCAUGAAUCAGUGUGUAACCUGAUGCUGGUGGCAUUGCCAGGUGAAAUUUGGGGAGAGCAGCGUCGUGCGGGUUCCCCCCCACUAGCCCCUCUGUGGGAGGCAAGCGAAGAGCACGAGGAAGGCUCAGGGAGGUGUACAGGCCUGGCAGCCUCAGGGAAAAGAGCCGGUCUCCUGGGGGAACUGGCUGAUGGGAUCACAGGCUCUGAAACGGUUG
Molecule: messenger RNA, 1242 nt
Organism: Oxyura jamaicensis (ruddy duck)
Lineage: Eukaryota; Metazoa; Chordata; Aves; Anseriformes; Anatidae
Gene: TP53I11
Product: tumor protein p53 inducible protein 11
Exons: 7
Coding region: 328-897 (189 amino acids)
Source: RefSeq, a predicted model, not a curated record